AUGGCGACAGCAAUUGUGAAUGGGAUGUCGUCGAGUCAAUUUCGUGCAAUCAACGCAGCCAGCCGUCCAAAGUCGUUGUUGCCAUCGUUCCCUCGCUCACUCGCACUCGGUGGUCCGCAAAUGCAGCGCGCCCUCAACGCCUUCGCCAUCGCACAGUACGAGAACCCCGACACGCUGAAGAUUCGCCGCAACCGCCUCGGCGAAGUAGAAGGGCCGUCUGCUCGCAAGCGGACACGUGAGGAUGACGACGACGAGGAAGAGGAUGAGGAAGACGACAAGAAGAAGCGGCGGAGGGGGGAUGAGAGUUUUGACGAGGGCAGUGAUUCUGAGGGGAACACGUGGACUAUGGGACAUGUUGAGGAUGAUGAUGAUGAGGAUAUUGAUUCCGACGAGGCGUUUGGCGAGAGCGAUGAGGAGCGUUUCGAGGGGUAUACGUUCCGUGGGAGCUCGACGAUGAAGGGCAAGCCCAAGGGGAAGAAGGCGAAGAGGCAGAUUGUGGCUGAGGAUAGCGAUAUGGAUCUCGAUGAGGGGGAUAGCGCGGAUGCAGAGGAUGAUGAAGACGAUCUGGGUGAGGACGCUAUUGAUCUUGCUACCGCGUUGGACCAGUAUGAGGAGGACGAGAGGGAAGAGAAGAGGAGCAAGAAGGACAAGAAGAAGGCUUCUGCCUUUGACGACAGCGAAGAGGAGGGGCCGAGUGAAGCGGAGGAUGUUGCCGCCGACGGUGCAUCCGACUUGACCUCAUCUGACGACGACGAGGACGAAGAGGACCGACAGGCGCAGCUGAAGCAUCUCAUAUCCUCGCUGGCAACGGCAGACGAGGGCAAGAAGAGGGGCAAGCGAGUCGAGGUCCAUGAAUCCGCUGUGCCCGACGAGUUCGGCGUCUCGAGGAAGGUCGAUCUUCUCAGCUUCAAGCCCAAGGUUGCCGACGAAGAGAAGAAGAGGGCGCUCAAGCUGCUGCAAGACGACAAGUCGUCCAAGCGAAACGAUAUUGCUAGGAGGCUGGACGCUCCGCUCCCAAAGCGACAGCAGGACAAGAUAGACCGCGCGGCCGCCAACACCAAAGCGAACGAGACCCUCGACCGCUGGACUGACACCAUCAAGCAGAACCGUCGCGCCGAGCACCUCAUGUUUCCCCUACAGCACAGGUCUGCAGGCAAGCCCAUGGGUGAAGACCGCCUCCUGCCCACUACAAGCGCUGCUCCUGCAAACGACCUCGAGAGCACCAUCCAGUCCAUUCUCCAGCAGAGCGGCCUGUCAAACGGCAAAGACGACGAGGAGCAGAUCCAGAAGUGGGAGGAGCUACAGACCAACAAGAUGCCCCUCGAAGAAGUCAUGAAGCGGCGCGCUCAGCUGCGGAUGGCGCGAGAACUCCUCUUCCGUGAAGAAGUCCGCGCCAAGCGCAUCAAGAAGAUCAAGAGCAAGUCUUACCGUCGCGUGCACCGCAAAGAGCGCGAGAAGCUGCUGCAGAAGGAGCGCGAAGGGCUCAAGGCUGACGGUAUCGAUCUCUCCGAAGAGGAGCGCGAGUACAACGACCGUCGGAGAGCUGAGGAGCGCAUGGGCGCCAAGCACCGCGAGAGCAAAUGGGCAAAGGGUAUCAAAGCUACCGGGCGGGCUAAUUGGGAUGAGGAUGCGCUCGCUGGUGUCACCGAGAUGGCGAAGCGCAAUGAGGAGCUUCGCCGCCGUGUCGAAGGCAAGGCUAUUCGUGAUAGUGACGACGAGGGCUCCGAUGUACCCAAAAUAUCUGACAGCGAGAAUCCUUUCUCGACGGAUAAGUCGAAGUUGGGGCAGAUGGCGUUUAUGCAGAAAUCUGAAGCAGCGAGACGUCUUCAGAAUGACCAGGCUGUGGAGAGCAUGCGUCGGGAGCUUGCUGGUGACAGUGAUAGCGAAGACGGGAAUGAGAAUGCUGCGCGGGUUGGACGUCGCAAGUACGGUCCUGGUGGUGUUGCUGCCCCAGCGAUCCAGAUUAGUCGCAACGAGUUUGAGGAGCACCCUGGUUCUGACGACGAGGAAGGUCAAAACACAGCAACUGCUGAGCCCACUGCGAGCGGAUUGUCAAACGGGUCACGCAAGACUGAGAAGACGAAGAACCCUUUCGCUACAGGUGUUUCUAACGGGGCGCGCAAGGCUCAAAAGUCCGCGGCGCCGGAAACGGAUGAGCCGCCGUUCAAUCCGUUCUUGACAAAAGCUACAAAGUCUAAGAAGGCUGAACCUGAACCUGAGCUCUUCCCCUUCACAGCCGACGACGAACCCGCCGCCCAGGACACCAUCAAGCCACAGUCCAAAUCAAAGUCAAAGGCUAAAGCCCAAGCGAAACCCGACCAGCAAGUCUCCGUCGACGCCUUCCUCCAACAACGCAUCACGGCCGCCGACGACGACGGCUGGGCAACCGUACUCGGCGACCAAGACGACGACGACGACGCCACCGCCCCCAACGACGAAGCAGCAGCCUCGGACCCCGAACACGACGGCCUAGACAUGGCCGUCAUCCUACGCAACCAAGCCCUGACCUCCACCGCCUUCGCCGGCGACAACGUAGCCGCCGACUUCCUCGCCGAAAAAACUGCCACCACGGCCCUCGAAGAAGCCACACAAACAACAUCCUACCUCCCCGGCUGGGGCGCCUGGACCGGCUCCGGCAUGUCGAAGCGCGAAGCCAAGCGCAACAAGGGGUAUAAAACGGUCACGGCAACCGAGGGCAUUCAAGCCGAGCGCCGGAAAGACGCGAAGCUCGAUAGGGUGAUUGUUAAUGAGAAGCGGGUUAAGCCCAAUAUUAAGUAUAUGGCUGGUCAGUUGCCGUUUCCGUUUGAGAGUCGAGAGCAGUAUGAGAGGAGUCUUAGGGUGCCCAAGGGGAGGGAGUGGACUACUAAGAAGACGUUUCAGGAGGGGACGAGGCCGAGGGUUAUUGUUCGGCAGGGGGUUGUGGCGCCGUUGCGGAAACCUAUGGUUUAA
Dothidotthia symphoricarpi CBS 119687 is the source of this 2949-nucleotide messenger RNA. Its product is annotated as Utp14-domain-containing protein. The transcript has 4 exons. Lineage: Eukaryota; Fungi; Ascomycota; Dothideomycetes; Pleosporales; Dothidotthiaceae. The record is from RefSeq and is a predicted model, not a curated record. Gene Ontology annotation, biological process: rRNA processing. Gene Ontology annotation, cellular component: nucleolus; small-subunit processome. The coding region runs from base 1 to 2949 and encodes 982 amino acids.